UGACGUCACGUAGUAGUGUGUUAAGGUGUUGUGUGCUGUUUAUCUUCUUUGCUAAAAUGCCAGAGUUAGCGGUGGAAAAUGUGGUUGUUCACCCACUUGUGCUGCUCAGUGUGGUGGACCAUUUUAACAGGAUAGGAAAAGUUGGAAAUCAGAAGCGUGUGGUUGGUGUCUUAUUGGGAUCAUGGCACAAAAAGGUUCUGGACGUCUCCAACAGUUUUGCAGUGCCAUUUGAUGAAGAUGACAGGGAUGACUCUGUGUGGUUCCUGGAUCACGACUACUUGGAAAACAUGUACGGCAUGUUCAAGAAAGUUAACGCCAGGGAAAGAAUAGUGGGUUGGUACCACACAGGACCCAAGCUACAUAAGAACGACAUAGCCAUCAAUGAACUCGUCAAGCGGUACUGUAACAACUCGGUGUUGGUGAUUAUAGAUGUGAAGCCUAAAGAUCUCGGUCUGCCCACUGAAGCCUACAUCUCUGUGGAAGAAAUACAUGACGAUGGCACUCCAACAUCUAAGACAUUUGAACACGUCACCAGUGAGAUCGGAGCUGAGGAAGCAGAAGAAGUGGGUGUGGAGCACCUGCUGAGAGACAUCAAGGAUACCACAGUGGGUACCUUGUCUCAGCGCAUCACAAACCAGGUUCAUGGUCUAAAGGGGCUCAACUCAAAGCUGCUGGACAUACGUUCCUAUCUGGAGAGAGUGGCUGCAGGGAAGCUUCCCAUCAACCACCAGAUCAUCUACCAGCUGCAGGAUGUCUUCAACCUGCUGCCAGACGUAAAUCUCCUGGAGUUUACUAAAGCCUUUUACCUGAAGACCAACGACCAGAUGUUGGUGGUCUACUUGGCCUCCCUGAUCCGCUCUGUGGUGGCUCUGCACAACUUGAUCAACAACAAGAUUUCCAACCGAGACGCAGAAAAGAAGGAAGGACAGGAAAAGGAGGAGGGGAAAAAGGAAAAGAAAGAUGACAAAGAGAAAAAAGAUGACAAGGACAAAGAUAAGGAGAAGGCGGAUGGUGCCAAAAAAGAUGAGAAGAAGAAAAAAUAAGUGUUCUUCCUCUAGGGUCUUCUCUCUCAUCACGCGUUCUUCACCUGGAUGGUGUUCCACUUUCUGCCCACCGCUUCUCUGUAUGUGGGUCUCAGACUAAAAGUAGGACUCUAUAUGAGGAAUUUUGUCAUUUGAGAUUUGACCUCAUGAUAAGUGACACUCAGAGACUUAUUAUAUAGAGAUGAUGACGACGUUUGCUCUCCGGUGUUCUGAACUGUGAGGACAUGUUUAUGCUGUUUUCAUAGUUGCCAUGCUCUUGGUGUUGCUUUUUUGUAAAAUGGAGCAAAAAUGUUAUUGUUUCUGUAUCACUCAAUAAAUCGGGAUCACAUUAAAAGUUUUUUUGAAAAUGUA
Messenger RNA from Nothobranchius furzeri (turquoise killifish), 1394 nucleotides. It is a transcript of the gene psmd7, whose product is annotated as proteasome 26S subunit, non-ATPase 7. Gene Ontology annotation, molecular function: protein binding; metallopeptidase activity. Gene Ontology annotation, cellular component: proteasome regulatory particle; proteasome complex. The record is from RefSeq and is a predicted model, not a curated record. NCBI's taxonomy places the organism in Eukaryota, Metazoa, Chordata, Actinopteri, Cyprinodontiformes, Nothobranchiidae. Gene Ontology annotation, biological process: proteasome-mediated ubiquitin-dependent protein catabolic process.